AUGAAAACAACAACAAAUACUAUCAAUUGUAUUACUACUACAACGUUAACAGCAACAACUUUAUACAAUGGCCAUCAACAUCAGAAUACAAUAAUACACGUCAACCGAAAAAACCACUUAUACCAGGCCAAUACAACACAGCAGCAAAUACUUAUUCACAUAAACAAACAACCCAGCAAGGGCAUUCUAUCGUACAGCAUACCAAAGGGCGUACAACGUGGCAUGGAAAUCGAUUUAUCAGAUAAAUCUUAUGAUGGUCAUGAAGAGGAUGAACGUUUUGUUGAAGGUUUAGGUCAACUGGUUGAUGGUCAAAAGGGCAAAGAUAAUUUUCGUUUAGAUCAAGGUUUUGGCAAAGGUUACGAAUGGGUGGGUUGGCGCAAUGACACCGCCAAUUUGCAAGGACGUCCCGUCGAAAUAACUUUUGAAUUUGAUGGCGUGAGGAAUUUUAGUGCUGUGGUUAUACAUACAAAUAAUAUGUAUGCAAAAGAUGUGCAGGUUUUCGUUCAUGCCAAAGUCUUUUUCAGUAUUGGCGGACGACAGUACAUUGGCGAACCAGUACAAUUUUCUUAUAUGCCAGAUACAAUAUUGGAUCACGCUCGCGACGUGACAAUCAAAUUACAUCAUCGUUUGGGUAAAUAUCUACAAUUGCAUUUAUAUUUUGCGGCACGUUGGCUGAUGUUAAGUGAGAUUACAUUUAUAUCAGGUAAGUGA
Molecule: messenger RNA, 711 nt
Organism: Lucilia cuprina (Australian sheep blowfly)
Lineage: Eukaryota; Metazoa; Arthropoda; Insecta; Diptera; Calliphoridae
Product: discoidin domain-containing receptor 2-like
Exons: 4
Coding region: 1-711 (236 amino acids)
Source: RefSeq, a predicted model, not a curated record